Cooperia oncophora is the source of this 300-nucleotide messenger RNA. The record is from the annotation of a GenBank genome assembly. NCBI's taxonomy places the organism in Eukaryota, Metazoa, Nematoda, Chromadorea, Rhabditida, Trichostrongylidae.
AUGCGCUCACUACCCGGAGGUUAUCACAAGGCUGCGCUUUAUGGAGUAAAGAUGAGAACGUUUUGGGGUCGGAAGGGUAAGCCAAUCACUCUACCCUGCACAUUGCCUGUGCCUGACGACACGAACUUCUCACUCGAAUGGAGGAAAGACAACAAGCUCAUUAUGAGCGCAUACGGAGCUGAACCUGGACAUGCAGCACCGUCGUUGCAAGGUCUUAACGAGUCUAUGGAACGACAAGUAGAGAGGAAUAUAUGUAUAGAAGUGCAAAUUGGAGCUUUGCCGUCGUACAGCGCAGAAUAG